CUACUGCUCUGGUAAGUCACUCUUCUUUGUCGUUCCUCACUCCUUUCCGCUGCGGUGAGUUCGAUCGGCCGGCGUGAGCAAUUCACCCUGUUGAUCGGAGACUCGUCGAGCCUCGAUCAGCAAGACGGCGACAACCAUUGCGACCUUUAUCUUCUACAUCAUCUCCCCACGCCACGGCGUGAAGGCGUCGACUGCCACCACGUCCUCCACAUUCGACAUCGUCGCUGGGCAGAGUAAAUUGGUUCUAUUUUGACUUCCGAGUGGUAAACAUUUAGCCUCCACAGGUUUUCUCCCUCUUCGUGGACGCUAGGUUACUUCGCGAUAUUGAUCGUUCCUUUCGUUUAUGGGGGAAAAGGCAAGCCUUUUCUUUAGGAUGUGCACGUGAGCCCAAUUUAUUGCACAAUCUAACUCAUUUAGCAAUCAAUUCUAACUUGUUAUGUUUGCUAGAGAUCUGGAUGUACUAGAUUGUAGCGUAAAGAACGUUAAGUUGUGCUAGUGCAGUGAGAUUACCAUUUAUUAUUCAUUGUACUAAAAGAGCAAUAGGAUAUAUUCUGCAGCGUGUGUUGGGGUUAGGGUUACUUUAGCACCUUUUGUUGGUAUCUGCACUAUUCAAUGAUCACCCGUAGGAUUAUUUCCAACAGGAGAGAUUUUCAAAUCAAUAUGAAGUAAUUCACUCAACACAAGAAAUAGAAGAAUCACACAAAGCAAAAAAUGAAUAUAAAUGAACUGAUAUAAGAAGUUUUAGUUUUUUUUUUGAAAAAUGAACAGAAUGUUUAUAUUAAAGAAUGGAUAAAAAAUAACUGAUAAGAAUUUUUCUUUUUGUUUAGUAAACUGAAUUCCACAAAAUGUCAUCUACUCAGAAAUCACACACACAAAAAAUCUGAAUCUCAUAGCAGCAAAAAAAAAAAUGGCCUUAAGAAAUGAUAACCAUUUUAAAUAUAAAGAAAGUCAUAGCCAUAUUAUGUAGAACGAUUGUCUGAAUUGAAAUUUUUUUCUUCUGAUUUUUUUAUUUUCUUCAUCUUGUUAAAAAUGACCUUCUGGACGAGGUUUACAAAUAAAAGGGAUGAUCGAGAUGCACGAGGCAGAAAAAUUAUGUCAUUGAAUGUUUCAAUGCAAUGUUAGUGAAGCUGCUGCAUGAGAAACUUAACAAAACUUAAUCUAUGCUAAAAAUUCUGCUGACAUUUUUGUUUCUUGGCUACAGAAAGGUGAACUGAAUAUUGAUUUGUAAAGAUUUUGAACACUGUAAGCAGGAACAUCAACAGAAAAUGACAUCUUUCUCACAUUCAUGGCUUUUUCAAGCAGAUCAGUUUGUCAGGAGGUUGAGAUCUGAUGAUUGUGGUGUGUACGGGAAACUAUGUCGUAGAAAGUUCCACGUAUAUCAAAAACAAUUUGUGGGGGUAUGCACUUCCAGUAGGCAAAGUGUUUACAUUGGAUCAAAUCGAGGCCUUCAGAAACAGGGCAAAUCCUUUUAUACAGUUAACUGUACCAAGGAGAGGGUUUUUGACCCUUCAUCAAUUGAACCACCUCCAUACUCUAGUUACAUGGAUUCAACUUCUGGUCAGCUUGAGCCAGCAUCUGGCGCUAGAGCAAGUAUACCUGGAAGAGAGUAUUGGCCUGAAGGAACAGCUAGUCGGGUUGCUGCUGCCAGAGCUCCUGAGCCUGUUGGCAAGUCUGAUGGGAAACCUUCAUAUGGUAGAAGUCCUGGAAGCCGGAGGAGGAAGUACAAGGAGCAGGCAACUACUUCUGAAGUUACAGAAACUAAUGGAGAUAUGAGCAACCAAACUGUUCUUGUUACUUCAGAAUCAGAUGAUAACGCUGAUGGGCCUAUAGACCCAUCUGAUGAAUAUGUUAUAUAUCAGACAGAACCUGAACCUGAGGAAGAGAACAUGAGCCAAUAUGAGUUAGACAAAGCAAUGGGGCGGCCACAUCCAUUCAUAGAUCCAGCUAUUAAUAAGCCCAUAGAAGAGCCUCAUUCAAGUGAAGAUCUUUGGUGGAAUUGGCGCAAACCAGAAAAGGAGCAGUGGUCAAGAUGGCAAAGGCGGCGCCCAGAUGUUGACACGGUUUUUGCAAAGGCAAUGGCAGAAACUGGACAAAUAAAAUUGUUUGGUGACUACCCAACAAAAACCGAAGCUGCUCUUGCAAGAGCAAGAAGACAUAUCUUCAAGGAGGAAAGGCUUCAGGAAGAACAGAGGAGAUUGGAGGAGGUUGGGCCAAUAGCAUAUUAUUCAGAGUGGGUCAAAUCAUGGGAUCGGGAUACUUCGGGAGAGGCUAUACAGAGACACUAUGAAGAAACUGGCGAGGAUGAGUUCACUCAACUCAUAACAAUGUUUGAACAUCAAACUGCUGAGGAGUACCGCAUCAUGAUGGGAACCGACAUACGAAUUAAGCGGGAUCCUUUAGCAAUGCGAAUGCGGGAGGAUCUAAUCAAAGAGAUAUGGGGUGGUGAUCCUGUUUAUCCAACCAUCAAUUAUAUUCAAGAUCCUAAUGAAGUAAUUGAUUUUAGGGGGCCAGAUUUUCAUGAACCUACACCAAAUAUGUUGUCUUAUCUCAUGGAGCAUGGCAAAAUCAUAUCAAGGGAAGAUCUUGAGAAAAUUUUGGCGAAUGAGAAAAAACAAGAGCUAGAGAUCACUGACAUGGAUGAAGCUUUGGCAAGUGCUGUUGACAUUGGGGAUGAUGAUGAUGACGAUGAAGAAAGUGAGGGAGAAGAAGACAAAGAAGAUGAUGAAGUCGAGGAGGAAAUUACACGCAACUGGAGUGUUCUGAAGUCUACCCCUCAGCUACGUAAAUCCAAGGUGAAAUACCGGUAGAGAGGAAUUUGAAUUCCUCUUCUCAAACGAGAUUUAUCUCCAAAUCUCUACCAAACUCGGGAGAUGAGUUACCAUAGUGGGGGAUUGGAGAUUUUAUCUUGAUUUGCCCAUGAGCUUGGGAGAUCUCGGGAGUGGUCAGCGAACACUCAGGAAUGUCGUAAGGUCAGCAAGUCCAUGCUUCCAGUUAGAGUAAAUCUCAUCUUUGAGUGACCGGGCAAAUCUUGGUGUUGUCCUCAGUAGGUGGUGUUAAGGUAAGGUUUGCGCGAGGGGUGUCGAGGUAGGGUUCAGCUGGCAAUGUCAUGGCGAAUGGAGCUAACCUUGUAGGAGACAAGGAUACCCUCAUCUGUUUUACACUCUUGUAUGCUCUCUCCCUUCAGGCAUGGUCAAUAAAGAUGAGGCAAACGAAUUACUCUGAAACUCUCUUCCCCCAUCCUCUCUUCUCUUCCACCUUGCAUGGAUAAACAUGUUCUAAAGCCUCUGGACAUAAAAGGAGAAGCUUUGCAAUAGAUUAGAUAAUGGCAUGGUUUCUUCUUAGGUUUUGCUUAAAGAUUUCAUUUUCUUUUUAGUUUUUUUUUUCCUUGUAACUUAUUAUUCUUUUUUUUUUUUCUGAUUACCAAAGAAGGAAAAGCCAAA
Molecule: messenger RNA, 3440 nt
Organism: Zingiber officinale
Lineage: Eukaryota; Viridiplantae; Streptophyta; Magnoliopsida; Zingiberales; Zingiberaceae
Product: protein PLASTID TRANSCRIPTIONALLY ACTIVE 12, chloroplastic-like
Exons: 10
Coding region: 1266-2807 (513 amino acids)
Biological process (GO): response to light stimulus; positive regulation of DNA-templated transcription; positive regulation of red or far-red light signaling pathway
Cellular component (GO): nucleus; chloroplast
Source: RefSeq, a predicted model, not a curated record